AUGUCUUCACCCACAGCAGUCUUUCGCGGCGGCGCCACCGCCCUCAUCACAGGCGCAGCGAGCGGCGUUGGCCUCGCAGUCGCCAAGCUAUGCGCCUCGCACUCGAUGAACGUCCAUCUCGUUGACAACAACACCGAAGCUCUAGACGCAGCCAAAAGCAAGGUCCAAUCCAGCGGUACCGUCACUACCCACUCUCUCGACGUCUCCAGCCUCCAAGAAUGGACCAACCUCAAACAAAAGCUCGAGAGCUCCGGCACUAAACUCGAUUUCCUCCAUCUCAACGCUGGCAUUGGUGCCAAUGGCGAUUGGAAGGACUCUGCCUACUUCCAUAAGAUCUUCGAUGUCAACUUCUUUGGCGUGAUCAAUGGAAUCAAUACCUUCUUUCCACACUUCGAGAAUAACUCCUCAUCGCCAAAAUCCAUCAUCAUCACAGGCUCUAAACAAGGCAUCACAAACCCACCAGGAAACCCAGCAUACAAUGCCUCCAAGUCCGCGAUCAAAACCAUUACCGAACAUCUCCAUUUUGACCUUGCAAAGUCUUCACCCAAGACUUCGGUCCAUCUGCUCGUGCCAGGUUGGACGUUCACUGGAUUGACGGGAGGCGGGAAGACCACAACUAAACCAGAUGGCGCGUGGGCUCCAGAGCAGGUCGCAGACUACCUGUACCAGAAGAUGGGUCAAGAUAAAUUCUAUGUCAUUUGUCCGGAUAAUGAUGUAGAUUGGGAGACAGAUCGGAAGAGGAUGACGUGGACCAUGGGAGACGUGGUUUAUGAGAGAAAGCCGCAGAGUCGUUGGUUGGAGGAGUAUAAAGAGGAAGCUGGUGAGACGCUGAAUGCGAUGAAACUGGGCGAAAAGCAGAAGGGUAGUUCCGCUUGA
Cercospora beticola is the source of this 876-nucleotide messenger RNA. RefSeq names its product SDR family oxidoreductase. Gene Ontology annotation, cellular component: intracellular anatomical structure. NCBI's taxonomy places the organism in Eukaryota, Fungi, Ascomycota, Dothideomycetes, Mycosphaerellales, Mycosphaerellaceae. The record is from RefSeq and is a predicted model, not a curated record. Gene Ontology annotation, molecular function: oxidoreductase activity, acting on NAD(P)H, oxygen as acceptor.